GAAGAGGUCCAUCAUGGCUGCAAACGUCCAAGAAAACAUUUACGAACAGGUCCAAGAGAAGACCGAAAACUUCUACGAGAAACCGUACGAUAAAACGACAAACGCGGAGCCGAAAUACGAGAAUCACGACGCGGGUCAACAAUCUCCAGAAGAGCCGAUUUACAGCACUCUGGAUCAGCCAGAAUACACGCCAGACUACAUGGACACCAGAGGAACAUCUCCAGAUGAAGAGGACCAGCCUUCAGCCUCCAGUGACCGAGAAGAGACAGCCGACAGCGGCGUGAUGGUGGCGUCUCUGUCCAAUGGAGAUGGAGAUGGAUACGGGUCUGGGAGAUCGUCGUCUUUAGAGAACUAUGGAGACCCUUGCGACGACCAGCCAUCGUUGGCUCAGGAUGACCUGCUCAUGGCUUUCAGUCUGCCUGAAGACGGAUCUCCAGAGCCGGAGGAGAUUGUUGAUUACAGCUUGAAGAACAUGGAGAGCUGCGCCGCGGCGGAGGAAACCACUGAGGUGGCCGACCCAAACCAACCACAGGUCGCACUUUUUGUUAAGGCUGGCAGUGAUGGCGAGAGCAUCGGAAACUGUCCGUUUUCUCAGCGCCUCUUCAUGAUCCUCUGGCUCAAAGGUGUAGUUUUUAAUGUCACCACUGUCGACCUCAAGAGGAAACCAGCUGAUUUGCACAAUUUGGCUCCAGGCACUCAUCCUCCUUUCCUGACCUUCAACGGUGAGGUGAAGACAGACGUUAACAAGAUUGAGGAGUUCCUGGAGGAGGUUUUGGCACCACCAAAGUACCCCAAACUUGCAGCCAGGCACAGGGAGUCAAACGCAGCAGGGAAUGACAUAUUUGCAAAGUUCUCGGCUUUCAUAAAAAACACGAAGCCAGAUGCGAAUGAAGCUCUGGAGAAGGGUUUGACAAAGGCACUCAAGAAGCUGGAUGAGUACCUGAACAGUCCUUUGCCUGAUGAGGUUGAUGCCGACAGCAUGGAGGAGGAAAAGGCCUCCAACCGCAGGUUCCUGGACGGGAACGAUCUGACUCUGGCAGACUGUAACCUGCUGCCAAAACUCCACAUUGUGAAGGUCGUUGCCAAGAAAUACCGGAACUUUGACAUUCCCAGUGACCUGACCGGCGUGUGGCGCUAUCUGAACAGUGCGUAUGCACAAGAAGAGUUCACCAACACCUGUGCUGCAGACAACGAGAUUGAAUCUGCAUAUCUGGAUGUGGCCAAGAGGCUAACCAAGUAAACAGAUCAACAAAUCUGACAUUUGGGGGGCUGGGGAGAUGAUGUUUUCCAUGUAAUUCAAAAUUAUUAAUCUAAAACUACAAGCAAUAUGUAUUUUCAUUCAUCAAGAGCCCUUACAAUAUCACGUAAGGACUGGUGCUUUGAUAUAAUUCCGAAUACUUCAUUUGUGGACUCAAAUGGGAAUGCAAAAUAUCACCCAACACAUAUUUAUCUGUUGCUCAUAUAAAAGCGAUUGUUGUGUCUCCAUUUAAAGAGA
This is a messenger RNA of Danio rerio (zebrafish), 1495 nucleotides long. RefSeq names its product CLIC family member 5b (gene clic5b). NCBI's taxonomy places the organism in Eukaryota, Metazoa, Chordata, Actinopteri, Cypriniformes, Danionidae. The record is from RefSeq and is marked provisional. Gene Ontology annotation, cellular component: membrane; plasma membrane; cytoplasm.